AUGGCGAAGCUCCGGGUGGCUUACGAGUACACGGAAGCCGAGGACAAGAGCAUCCGGCUCGGCUUGUUCCUCAUCAUCUCGGGCGUCGUGUCGCUCUUCAUCUUCGGCUUCUGCUGGCUCAGCCCCGCGCUGCAGGACCUGCAAGCCACGGCGGCCAACUGCACGGUGCUGUCGGUGCAGCAGCUGGGCGAGCUGUUCGAGUGCACCUUCACCUGUGGCGCCGACUGCAGGGGCACCGCGCAGUACCCCUGCGUGCAGGUCUACGUGAACAACUCCGAGUCCAACGCCCGCGCGCUGCUGCACAGCGACGAGCACCAGCUCCUGGCCAACCCCAAGUGCUCCUAUAUCCCUCCCUGUAAGAGAGAAAAUCAGAAGAACUUGGAAAGUGUCAUGAAUUGGCAACAGUACUGGAAAGACGAGAUUGGUUCCCAGCCAUUCACUUGCUAUUUUAAUCAAUUUCAAAGACCAGACGACGUGCUCCUGCAUCGCACACAUGAUGAGAUUGUCCUCCUGCAUUGCUUCCUCUGGCCCCUGGUGACAUUUGUGGUGGGCGUUCUCAUUGUGGCCCUGACCAUCUGUGCCAAGAGCCUGGCUGUGAAGGCAGAAGCCUUGAAGAAGCGCAAGUUCUCUUAG
Messenger RNA from Pipistrellus nathusii (Nathusius's pipistrelle), 633 nucleotides. Lineage: Eukaryota; Metazoa; Chordata; Mammalia; Chiroptera; Vespertilionidae. The record is from the annotation of a GenBank genome assembly.